Diaporthe citri is the source of this 957-nucleotide messenger RNA. RefSeq lists its product as uncharacterized. The transcript has 2 exons. Gene Ontology annotation, biological process: translation. The record is from RefSeq and is a predicted model, not a curated record. Gene Ontology annotation, molecular function: ribosomal large subunit binding. Gene Ontology annotation, cellular component: mitochondrion. Lineage: Eukaryota; Fungi; Ascomycota; Sordariomycetes; Diaporthales; Diaporthaceae. The coding region runs from base 1 to 957 and encodes 318 amino acids.
AUGAGAGGGCUUAACAGAGCUCAAACCGCACUGCGGCAGUGCACACACGAUGGCGUCGUCCUAUCCACGAGGCGCACCGUCGCGACCAGAGCUCUCGCCGUAGCCCCAAGCUCCCCUGCCCGCCCACGAGCGGCACCACAAACCCUUCCUCGCCCCACGGCCCUCCCGCGCGCACACGCCCUCUCAAGAUGCUUCUCCCAGACUGCCGUGCUGGACGGCAAGAAGAGCAAAGACAGGAGAGCUAGCAAGCGAUCAGCAGAGCGGGUAGAGGCAGCAGCCCGGGAAGAAGAGGAGGAGGAGGCGGCCGCGGCGCCGUCCAGGGGCCGCGCAAAGGAGAAGGCGGCGCAGCAGGCGCAGGGCGACUUCGACCGCGAGGCUGCCUUCGACCUGGGCGAUGUCGACGCCGAGUACGCGCGCGUGGACGAGCGGUCCGAGAAGCGGCUGCAGGAGUUCAGGGUGGGCGGGCGCUUCAACCCGGAGAUGCUGGGCCAGCUGCGGGUGCGGCCCGACUGCGAGUCGGCGCAGUCGUGGCCGCUGCGCGAGCUGGCGCAGGUGGUACACCGGGGCGGGCGCAGCGUGUCCAUCCUGGUCAGCGACGCCGAGUACGUCAAGCCCAUCAUGUCGGCCGUGCAGAACAGCGACGACUUCAACCAGCAGCCGCAGCGGGACCCGGACAACGAGCUCGAGCUGCUGCUGCGCAUCGAGCCCGAGGACCCGGAGGAGCAGCUGAGGCGCCUGCGCGGGGAGAUCACCGCCUGGAGGGACGCCGUCCGCGGCGUCAUGGCCGCGAGGAAGCACAGGCACGCCGCGUGGCUCAAGGAGAAGCACGUCACCAAGGACGAUGUCAAGGCGCUGGAGAAGAAGAUCAAGUCCAUGCAGGACAAUAAGAUCGAGCAGGUCAACCGGAGCGAGAAGCAGAUCGUGCAGCAGAUGGCCAAGAGGCAGACACGGCUGUAG